Messenger RNA from Chironomus riparius, 1878 nucleotides. Lineage: Eukaryota; Metazoa; Arthropoda; Insecta; Diptera; Chironomidae. The record is from the annotation of a GenBank genome assembly.
UUCGAAGAACUUUAAACCAUCGAGAUGGAAAUUAAAAUAUUAUUGCUGCUGUCGUUAUUUUUUGGAACUACACUUGGACAGUCUUUGACUUGCAACUAUGCAGACUCAAUUGUUCUCGGACAGCAACGAUACGUUUGUACAUUAAAUAUCCAAAAUCCAGCUGGAUUUGAUGAAUUUACAGAAAUCAAUGGAACACAUGUAGAAGGAAGAACAAAUGCUAAUGUGACUGGAUUAUACCUCACAUUUUCGUCUAGAACCAUCAACUUCCCAAGAAUAAUUUGCUCAGAAUUUCCAAAUCUCGCUCAUAUCAACUACGCUCUUAUGGAUGUUGUUGAAAUCAAUGAAAAUACAUUCAGUGGAUGUCCAAAUGUGGAAUGGAUGAGAUUAUGGUACAAUGAGAUUGAAAAUAUUCAUGAGCGAGCAUUUGCCAGCAACACAAGACUUAGAUACCUCGAUCUUGAGAGAAAUAAGUUUACAACUUUACCAGAAAAUGUGUUUAAUGGUUUAGUGAAUUUAGAGGAAUUGGAACUGUCAAACAAUGCAUUUACAACUAUUCCUGAUGGUCUUUUCAGACCUCUUACUAACCUGCGAGUAUUAUUUUUGGUUCAAGCUAAUAUCGAAACUUUAAAUCCAGAAUGGUUUGCUCCUUUAGUCAAUUUAGAAGUUUUAACUGUUUAUGGAAAUAACAUCACAGUCUGGCCAGAAGCUGCAUUAUCAAAUUUAAGGAGUCUUCGUGCUUUUGAAAUCAGCAGAAACCCAAUUGGUAACAAUUUGCCAGCUAAUGCAUUCAGGGAUUUAUCAAAUCUUGAGGAAUUAUUUAUGGCAAAUAUUGGAAUCACAGAAAUUAAUCCUGCAUGGUUCCAGCCGCUCGGAAAUUUGGAAGCUCUGUUCAUUUAUUCAAACUCAUUUAUAUCAAUUUCUGAAGGUGCUUUUGAUGGCCUUAGAAAUCUUCUGGUUAUCGAUAUUGGUGCUAACCACCUCACAGAAUCAGCAAUUCCUGGAAAUUUAUUCCGAAACAUGCCAAAUUUGUUGUGGCUUAUUUGUGACUACAAUCUCAUUCAGACUAUUAAUCCUGAAUGGUUCCAAGGAUUGACAGAAUUAAUCGUACUUGACUUUAAUUUCAAUCACAUCAAUGAACUUCAAGAAGGAGUUUUUGCAGCAUUUAGAGCGAUUUUAGAGAUUGACUUGUGGGGAAGUAACUUGAAGACCGUGAAUAGAAAUGCUUUUGGAAAUAUACAGAAUUUGACAUAUUUUGAUCUUGAUGACAAUAACAUUAAUGCAGUUGAUGAAAGAUUCUUGAAUGAAGCCUUUCCCUUGUCAUUCUUUUACUUUAGGAACAAUCUUUGUGCCAGUGACUGGUUUUAUGAUUUUGCAGCAAAUCGUGAGCAACUCAUGCCAAGGUUCUCUACUUGUACACGUAACUUCGAAUUUAUUGUCGUAACGUCCACGGAACUAGGAGAAGCUUACAGAUUCUACACUGCACCAAAUCCUGGAAUUCAACUUCGUGUCAAUACCAAUAGAGGAGUUCGUAUUGCAUUGACUCCAUUCAAUUUCUUAUGGAGUCCAUCAGUUGAAAUUGUCAUUGGAUCCAACAACAACACAUUAUCAACAAUUAUUAGAAAUCAAGACACUCAAGUUGUUGUCGCUAGCAGCCCAAAUAUCAUCAGACCUGAUCAAUGGACUGGAUUGAGAAUCACAUGGGCAAAUCAUGUUAUUUUAGUGACCAGAGAAGGAGAUCACUAUCCUUUUUUGGCUUAUAACUUGGAACAUAUCUUUCCUGUGCAGUUUUAUGGAAUAAGCUCACCACUAAGUCGUGCUGUUUGGACGAUUCAACCAGUUGAAGCUGACUUUUUGCCAACAAAUGUUUUAAAACUUUAA